CCUGGCCAGGCCCCUCGGCGGGGGCCACGCGGACCCGCAGCAGUGCCUACGGCCCCCGCGCGCGGACCCCAGCGGGAGUUGGGGCUUGGGGGGCGGCGGCGGUGGGGCGGAGAGCCGGGGUGCGCACUUGGGCGCCCCUGGCCAUGGCGGCGAAGGUGGACCUGAACACCUCCACCGACUGGAAGGAGGCAAAAUCGUUUCUGAAGGGCCUGAGUGACAAGCAGCGGGAGGAGCACUACUUCUGCCAGGACUUCAUCCGGCUGAAGAAGGUGCCCACCUGGAAGGAGACGGCGAAAGGGUUGGCCGUGAAGGUGGAGGAGCCCAAGUACAAAAAGGACAAGCACCUCAACGAGAAGAUCUCCCUGUUCCGCGGCGACAUCACCAAGCUGGAGGUGGACGCCAUCGUCAACGCCGGACUGCUCUUCUCCGUCUAGCAAACUGCUCCUCAC
Messenger RNA from Myotis lucifugus (little brown bat), 449 nucleotides. It is a transcript of the gene MACROD1, whose product is annotated as MACRO domain containing 1. The transcript has 4 exons. Bases 144 to 434 code for a protein of 96 amino acids. NCBI's taxonomy places the organism in Eukaryota, Metazoa, Chordata, Mammalia, Chiroptera, Vespertilionidae. The record is from RefSeq and is a predicted model, not a curated record.